AUGUCAACCGACCAUUUAAUAUCCCAGCCCCACCAUUCGUCCAAAGGAUGCUCCAGCGGUCACAACGGCACACGACAUUACACGAAAAAGCGAGCAUCCAUUCAAAGUGUCGGCGAGGAGUUACAAUGGGGAUCGGAUCCUAGCUUUUGUUACCAUGGCUUCUCUUCCCCCAUCGGAACUUGGACGGAAGACCGGUUGGCCCGAAACUUGCUUCGCGAUAUGGCUUGCAUGUGUAGCGGGAUUGACAUCAUUGACGGAAGUCUGGACAUCAAAGCCUUACAACAUCCUGUCAACUACCUUUUCGAAACAAGAAACCCAAUUCUAUUUAAUGACGAGCAACUUGAUUCAAUAAAGCAAAGAGAUAAUCAACCGAGCAAAACACCGUUGGUCAUGUCAACAUCGCCCGUCGCUCAAACUCCAACCACAAUCAAAACAGAAGACGCAGAGCCACCGAGCAAAAAGCGAAAAUGCACCCAGAGACCUGGACAGUCAUUAUGUCAUUGUCGCUCUGAGAAGAAGAAGAGAGAGGCAAUAGGAAAAGGCUAUCAAGAUCUUUGUCGUGCUGUCCCCGGUCUUGAAGGCAGUAAUUUCACUCGAAAAUACGUGUUAGAUGAAGCAGCCAAAUAUAUUGAGUCGCUACUGAAAGGCAACAACGAGGUAUCUCAACAACUCGAAGCUCUUCAAUAA
Penicillium angulare is the source of this 687-nucleotide messenger RNA. RefSeq lists its product as uncharacterized. Bases 1 to 687 code for a protein of 228 amino acids. The transcript has a single exon. Lineage: Eukaryota; Fungi; Ascomycota; Eurotiomycetes; Eurotiales; Aspergillaceae. The record is from RefSeq and is a predicted model, not a curated record. Gene Ontology annotation, molecular function: protein dimerization activity.